CCGCACCGGAAGCGGCGCGGCAGCCAUGUUGCGCGGCGGGCGGCCGGCGGCGCUGCUGCUACGGCGGGCGGCGAGCGGCGACGGCGCGGCGGGACACAGCCCGGCGCGGCCGCAGCCGCUGGAGCCGUCGCUGCUGCGCUUCCUGGUGUGCCCGCUCUCCAAGCGGCCGCUGAGGUACGAGGAGUCCACUAACGAGCUCAUUAACGAGGAGCUGGGCAUCGCCUACCCCGUCGUCGACGGCAUCCCCACCAUGAUCCCGGAGGCAGCGAGGAAAACCCGGGCCGAGCCCAAGGCCAGGCCGGUGGCCGAGGGCAUGGAGCAGCCCUGAGGGCCAGCGGGGCAACAUGCUUCCCUCACUGCCCACCCUCACCGUGCUCGUUCCCCUCCUCUCCCUGGCAGGCCUCUUCUACUCGGCCAGCGUGGAUGAGACCUUCCCGCAAGGCUGCGCCAGCACCAGCAGCCUGUGC
Messenger RNA from Dromaius novaehollandiae (emu), 467 nucleotides. RefSeq names its product PIGY upstream open reading frame (gene PYURF). NCBI's taxonomy places the organism in Eukaryota, Metazoa, Chordata, Aves, Casuariiformes, Dromaiidae. Bases 26 to 328 code for a protein of 100 amino acids. The transcript has 2 exons. The record is from RefSeq and is a predicted model, not a curated record.